AUGAAUCUCGUAUUAUAAUCGAAAGAGAAGAACUUGGAGAGAAUGUUAGGAGGGUAAUGGGAGUGAAGCGCUUUACGAAUGAAAGCAGUAGAGAAGAUCAGAAAAAUGGUACUAGUCCAACAGGAACUUCUACAAAUUAUAGACAAGAGCAAGUUGCCUCUAGUGGUGAUAGAACACUUUAUAAUAGUGAUAUACCUUCACUAGGUAGAUCGAUUAAGAGCAGCCGAAGUGCACUGUUUAUGCCAUUUGGAGCUUCUGUUGAUACGAGUACCCCGAUUAAACCUGCCAAUCCAUCUAACCUAGUUACCACUGGUGAGAAUUAUACUAGUAAUGCAGAUCUGAGUGAUGAAUUGAACGUAAGUGAAGUAACUAAAAUUGUUGAACGAAUGGAGCUAUUAUCCAAUAGUUUAAAAAAAAUCCAAGAAAUUGUGGAAAAGCUGGGUAAUACUACACUAAGUGAAGAAGUGAUAGUUCAUGAGAGACAUUUCAAAAAGUUUAUGGAUUUUGUAGGAGAAAUUCUCGUAAAUAUUGGUACAAGAUUACCACAAAGUGAUUCUAAAAGCAUGUAUCUUGAACAAAAAUUGAAGGGAUUGGAAAAGAUGAAUGAAUCCUUAAAUAACAGUGUUCAAGAGUUAGAGAAAAAAGUAGAUAAACUUGAAAAAGAGAAUAAAGAUUUUCUAGCAGAAAAUGAUGAACUUAAGGAAAAACUUGCUACAGCGAAAGAAGAAAAGGAAUUGCUAUUUAAUAAAAAAGAAAAGAUGCAGGAAGUUAUAAAUGGGCUGAAUGAGAACAAUCAACGAUUAAUGCAAAAAAUAAAUGGGUUAGAAGAUGAUUAUGAGUAUUUGUUAAGAGCGGAAAAGACAAAAAGAGAAACCGAAGAUUCGUGUAUACAAGUGGAGGAUGCAGAUAUACCGGAAGGAAAAGCUGAGUUAUGUAAAGACUAUGAAAUUAAACUAGUAAAGCUGGAACAAGAGAUAGAUGCAAAAGGGAAACAAUGUGAGGAAUUGCUAUUAGAAAAUAGUAUAUUACGAGGAAAUAUAGAACGAUUAAAGGAAGAGAAUAAACGAUUAGAAGGCAUUGAAGAAAGCUUUAGUAUCGAUCCCUCACAUUUUUGCUCUGUAAAAAAUUUGCAUGAUGAGCUUAUUCUAGCUAAUGAACAGCCGGAAAAUAUUGAUAUAUCAAUCCAGGAUGAGAUGGAUUCAAAAGUUGCCACUGAGUCUGUGGGUGUUAAUGUAAAACAAGGUUAUAGUAAAAGGACUAGCAACCUAUCUCGAGUCUCUGAACAAAGUUCAGCAGUAAAAUCUCAAUUCUCAGAAGCAAGAGCUCAGAGUAGAAAGCAAAUAAUUUAUGCCUCUGCUUCUCUUAUAUUAUCUGGAGUAUUUGCUGUUGGCACAAGUUUAACAAUGUCUCAUUUAGGAAUAUCUAUUUCACUUGCUUUGACUGCAUUAACUUUCCUUACAUUGGGAUGUUAUUGUUCAUAUAAGGCAAGUACAACGCUUAGGAAUAUUGAACUUGAUCGAACUUUUAAAAUGGCUGAUCAUGAAGCUGUUUUUAUGGUUCCCAGCUUAUAACUAUGUGGAAAAAUAUAUUGUUUUACUCACCCCAAGAAAAGAGAUAAUGGGAAAGAUAAAAAGGUCUAUCAGUUCUCGGUGCGGCAGAUUAAUUUCUGACGGUGAUAUAGAGCAUUACUUAUUUCUCUAGAGAAUAGGGAAUUGGCGAAUAGAGUUCUAGGUGUAGAAGGAGAUAUAGAUGAAGAAAAGACCAGAUUUAGUAGAAAAAUAUAAGGGCUUCUUUGUAAAUGAUAGUAAGGGAACAGCAAAGUAGUUAUAUUAAGGGACUGGUUUUAUGUUCUGAACUCAGAUUUUCGUUAGGUUAUAAAAGAAGUAAUAUCGAGACCUUACUUUGAAAUUCCAGAUUAUCAGAGUACUUUGCUCUUCUGAAGUGAGUGAUGUUGGAAUACCUCUGGAUCGCAGUACUAAUAACCAAAAUUAAAGAGUAAAUAGUUUAUAAUUUAAGUAUUUAUA
Molecule: messenger RNA, 2024 nt
Organism: Drosophila ananassae
Lineage: Eukaryota; Metazoa; Arthropoda; Insecta; Diptera; Drosophilidae
Product: GRIP and coiled-coil domain-containing protein 2-like
Exons: 2
Coding region: 57-1571 (504 amino acids)
Source: RefSeq, a predicted model, not a curated record